UCUUCCCAUUGAUUGACCAUGGUAUGCUCAAAUAAUCUCCAGACAAUUCCACCUCUAUAACAGAUCGCAUCCCCAGCUCCACAGAAGCAAAAUGCCCUCCAUCCGCCCAACCCUCCGCACCGUGUCCCUCCUCCUCCGCCGCUCCCACUCUACCUCCUCCGUCUCCGCAUCCGAAGUCUCCCACUUCUCCGCCCUCGCCAACUCCUGGUGGGAUCCCAUGGGCCCCUCGCGGGUUUUACACUUGAUGAACCCUCUCCGCCACGACUUUCUCGCAUCUUGUCUUGCCGAGUCCGACGCAAACCCUUUACCCAACGCCUCGACCGCAGCCGGAGUCUCAACCCCAGAUACAGCCAAGAAUAACCUCAACUACCUGGACAUCGGCUGCGGCGGCGGGAUCUUCGCCGAAUCGCUCGCCCGCACCAUCCCCCUCGAAGACUGCGCAACAGCCACCCCCACCCGCGCAGCAUCAAUCACCGCAAUCGACCCCACCACGACCCUAAUCCAGAUCGCGCGCGAGCAUGCCCAGACGGACCCCAAAGUCUCGGCGCAUCUCCGCUCAGGCAAGUUUCGCUAUGUGAACUGCACGCUGGAGGAUGUAGUCGGCGGUUCCUUAUCCACAUCCACCACAAACGAGAUAAAAAGGCCCGGCGAACCCGAUAAAUUCGAUAUGAUCACCCUCUUCGAAGUCCUCGAGCACAUCGACGCAACAUCCAAAACCUCCACCCCCCUCACCUUCCUCACCGACUGCCUGCGCCUCGUCAAACCCGGCGGCUGGCUGGUCGGCUCGACGAUCGCUCGAACAUUCCCCUCCUUCCUCGUGAACCAGGUCAUCGCUGAAGCGCCGUGGCCGAUUGGCGUCGUCCCGCGCGGCACGCACGAAUGGAGCAAGUUUGUGAACCCGGAUGAGCUGGAGGCAUGGGCGCAGGAGGGCCUGAUGCGGGUUCACGAUCUGGAGAAGGGAAACGUAACGAGGGCCGGGAGCGACGCAUUGCGCGCCAUGAGGUGGAAGUGCUCUGGGGUGGUGUAUUUCCCUGGAUUAGGAUGGAAGAUCGUCCCUGGGUCGGAAAAUUGGGGGAACUAUUUCUGGGCUGUGAGGAAGGGGGGGGGGAUGUAA
Molecule: messenger RNA, 1114 nt
Organism: Aspergillus ochraceoroseus IBT 24754
Lineage: Eukaryota; Fungi; Ascomycota; Eurotiomycetes; Eurotiales; Aspergillaceae
Product: 3-demethylubiquinone-9 3-methyltransferase
Exons: 1
Coding region: 92-1114 (340 amino acids)
Biological process (GO): ubiquinone biosynthetic process
Molecular function (GO): 2-methoxy-6-polyprenyl-1,4-benzoquinol methyltransferase activity
Source: RefSeq, a predicted model, not a curated record